Phanerochaete carnosa HHB-10118-sp is the source of this 387-nucleotide messenger RNA. RefSeq lists its product as uncharacterized. The transcript has a single exon. The annotation marks the transcript as partial. Gene Ontology annotation, molecular function: protein binding. The record is from RefSeq and is a predicted model, not a curated record. Lineage: Eukaryota; Fungi; Basidiomycota; Agaricomycetes; Polyporales; Phanerochaetaceae.
CAUGUCGCUGCAUACUACGGCCGAGCCGACAUUGCGCACGUCCUUAUCCAGCACGGCGCAGCUGUCGACAUACAGGAAAAGCGCGGGUGGACACCACCGCAUGACGCCGCACAACAAGGCCAUGGAGACCCGGAGUGCCGGAAAGGAAGGACCCCACUGUUCAAUACAGCCUCGAACGGGCACGUCGAAGUUGCCCGCGUUCUCCUCGAGAACGGCGCAGACAUCACAGUCAUGGACACCGACGGAUUACGUGCACUGGACCACGCGGAGGCGAAGGGACAUACUGAGGUCGUGCGUCUGCUUCUCGACCGCGACGCCGGCAUCCAUGCAGAGAACCCGCCCCAUGGCGAACCCGCGGCCCCCGGCGUGCACGAGCAUCGUGAGUAG